AUGCUUAAGUUCCUAAAGCGAGCGGGCGAUGGGGAGGCGAGGGAGGAGGAGCAGAAGAGGAGGAGAGAGGAAGAGGUGGAAGAGAGCGAUACAUCGUCAGCAUCCUCAGGUAGACUUCCUCGCUCCUUCCUCUCCUGGAACGCCAACAGUCUGGUGAACCGAUGCAAAGAGGAGGAGAACAUGAGAGGGUUUUGUGACCUCGUCCUCAAGCUCGAGCCUGACGUCAUCGCGCUGCAAGAGGUCAGGAUGGUCGCGUCAGCUCCUCCUGGUUCCAAGCGCGGGGAUGGGAGGAAGCGCGAUCGAGGCUCUCCUCGUGACAACGAAAAGGAGUGUAAGGAGGAGCUUGAGCUGGUGGCGAGCGCGCUCAGAAAGGAGCCCCUCAGCAACUAUGUCGUUAGGUGGUCCCUCGCUGACUGGAGGUAUGCAGGAACUGCGUUGAUGAUCCGCAAAGGCAUCAGGAAACCUGUGUCGUUCCACUACAACCUGGACCUCGGGCAGGAGCACGACGAGAACGGGAGAGUCUGCAUGGCGAAGUUCGUGAAGGACGAUGGGAAGGAGCUGCUUGUGGUGAACACGUAUGCACCCAACAAUGGAUGGAAGGAGGAGAGCAACUUCGCCAAGAGGCGAGAGUGGGACACGAGGCUGCUGAGCUUCGUGAGGACAUGCAGGGAGCGGGGGAUGGAGGUCGCGUGGGUGGGGGACAUGAACGUGGCACACAAGGACUGUGAUGUCACUCAUCCGGACUUCUUCCGCGGCGAUGCGGGUCAGCCUGGCUUCACAGCCAACGAGCAGGAGAGGUUCAGCCAGGUGCUGGAGGAGGGAUCGCUGGUGGACGCCUUCCGCCUCUUGCACAGCCCUGAGGAGUUCACAUCCUCGGACGAUCCUGCAUGGACGUGGCGGGGUCAGCGCACCUGA
Molecule: messenger RNA, 915 nt
Organism: Guillardia theta CCMP2712
Lineage: Eukaryota; Cryptophyceae; Pyrenomonadales; Geminigeraceae
Exons: 2
Coding region: 1-915 (304 amino acids)
Biological process (GO): base-excision repair
Cellular component (GO): nucleus
Molecular function (GO): DNA-(apurinic or apyrimidinic site) endonuclease activity; double-stranded DNA 3'-5' DNA exonuclease activity; phosphoric diester hydrolase activity
Source: RefSeq, a predicted model, not a curated record